AUGGAGGCGCCGCCUGCGCCUCCCGCCGCGCCCCCCGCGCCCUGCAGCGCUGCGCGGAGCCUGCAGGACGAGCUGACGUGCCCUGUGUGCCUGGAGUACUUCAACGACCCGGUGCUGGUGGCCGAGUGCGGGCACAACUUCUGCCGCGCCUGCGUGACCCAGUGCUGGGAGGACUCGGCACGGCGUCUCUGCUGCCCGCAGUGCCGCGAGCCGGUCCCGCAGCGCCUCUUCCGCCCCAACCGCUCCCUUGGCAACAUCGUGCACAUCGUUCGCCAGCUGGGUCUGCCGCCGGGCCCCGCCGAGCCACCACCGGGGCCGCCCGCGCCGCCGCUGCCCGCGGCUGCCCCGGCCGGCCCACCGGGGCCGCCGCGCUGCCCGCGCCACGGGGAGCCGCUGCGGCUUUACUGCGUGCAGGACCGGCGGGCCGUGUGUGUCGUGUGUCACCUGUCCCGCGAGCACCGCGCCCACACUGUGCUGCCCGCCGAGGAGGCGGCCCACGCCGCGGAGGAGGUGCCCCAGGAGCACUUGAGCUCCCUGAGGAAAGGGCGUGAAGAGGCCAAGGCCGAGCGGGAGCGGCAGAGUGAGGAGCUGCUGAAGCAGACGGAGGUGGAGCGGCAGAAGAUCGUGGCUGAGUGCAAGGAGCUGCGGGCUUUCCUGGAGGAGAAGGAGCAGCUCCUGCUCUCCCGGCUGGAAGAGCUGGAGAGGGACAUUGGGCGGCGGAGGGACGAGAGCGUGGCCCGACUGGCUGAGGACAUUGCCCAGCUGGACAAGCUCCUGGCAGAGCAGGGCGGGGACAGUGGGACAGGGAACACACCUGGCGAGGGUGUCGUCCCAGCUGGCAGCAGCCUGGAAAGCUGGAUGUUCCUCAAGCCCGAGCCCGGCUUUUCCGAGCUGGAGAAGAAGCUGAAGAGCUUUUCCCAGAAGAGUGCGGUGCUCAAGGAAGUGCUGCUGGAAUUCAAGGAAAACCUGCGCUUUGAGCUGGAGAAUGACACAGGCGAGCUCUCCCUGGAUCCCGACACAGCCAACCCCUACCUGGUGCUGUCAGAGGACAAGCGGAGCGUGCGGCUCCGUGGGGCCCCUCAGGAGCUGCCGGCUCAUCCCAAACGCUUCGACUACGCCUUCUGCGUCCUGGCCUCCGAGGGCUUCUCUGCUGGCCGCCACUACUGGGAAGUGGAGGUGGGAGACGGGGAGAGCUGGGUGCUGGGCGCUGCCCGCGAGUCCGUGCGCCGCAAGGAGAAGGUCGACUUCGCCCCCGAGGAGGGGAUUUGGGCGGUGGGGCUCAACUGGAAGGGCAAAAAUUGGGAUCAGUACCAGGCGUUCACCUCUCCUGAGACACCGCUGUCCCUUUGUGAGCGGCCACGCAAGAUCGGGGUGUACCUGGACUAUGAGGGCGGGUGGGUGGCAUUUUACAACGCUGACAACAUGGCUCCCAUCUUCACCUUCACCGCCGCCUUCUCCGAGAGGAUCUUCCCGUUUUUCUGGCUCUUCUAUGUGGGCUCCUCGCUGUCCCUCUGCAACUGAGCCCACCCCGCUCACUGGUGUCCCUUGUCCCCUGCCAUCCUUAGGUUUUCCUUUGCUUCCAAGCAAAACGCCCCAAAUCCUGCCCUUGGCCAUUCAGGGGGGAUUUUUUUCCUGUUGAAGUUCAAAGUUUGGAGUGUUUUUACCCUCAAAAUCUUCCUCAAGGGCGUUGUUUGGUGAGGGGGGCUACUUGGCCACCCCCUCCUUGUUGCUGGUUAAACACCCCUGUAGUUCAUUUUCUAUUUUUCUUUGGAGCUGGAGCCCCAUGGAACAGGGAGAGGCUGAUCCCAUCCUACUUCGAAUAGUAGCCAAAGCUUUGUGUCCCACCUCCCCCCUAAAAUGCUGUGUGGAGAGGAGGGGUGUCUUUCGCCCCC
Pseudopodoces humilis (Tibetan ground-tit) is the source of this 1892-nucleotide messenger RNA. The record is from RefSeq and is a predicted model, not a curated record. NCBI's taxonomy places the organism in Eukaryota, Metazoa, Chordata, Aves, Passeriformes, Paridae.